GUUCGAUUGGAUGACGUGGUGUCAAGUAACGCAUGGCUGCGAAACCAUAGCCGAAUUGUGAGAAGAGUGAAUGCCCAGAAUCUUUGGCAAGUGGAUCCCGAUUUUCCCCAGAAUCCAUCAGCUUUUCACAAGUAUCACUACGAUUUACGUGAUGCCUAUUGGCCGGACACCAUUGGUUUGAUGUUCCAUCCCCAACUCCCUGCCAUCUAUGAGCAGAUUUACGGCCACGCCAUGCGACCGCGUUUGCGGCCGCCGCAGCAUCCGCGCUUUCGCUUCGCCAACGCUGUCUGCGUGGUGACCAACGUCCCGGAACUGUUGGCCAUCCUCCAGUGGAGCGAUGGUGGCGACGCCGCUUCCAUGUCUCGGGCCCUGGAGACCUUGGAGCGUCACUUCCGAGAGGAGGAAGGCUUCUGUUGGAUCCCCUGGAGGUUGACCCAAGAGCGCUUGCAGCGUUUGCUGGCGUAUCUGGGAGUCCUGAGGCCCUCCGCCGCCAUGACGUCGCAGUUGCGAAUGGAACCGCAUCGUGACAUCUGCCCCAUUUGCUUCGAGGAGCAAGCAGAUGUGGAGCGAUUGGAACAUUGGCGGCCAGUUGGAGAUGUGUCGGAGCAUCAGAUGUGUGGUCGAUGUCGGCAAGAAUAUGGGCAGACCGAAUGGGUGCCAUACUUUUCGCAGGGCAAGCACCUCACUGGCCUUCCCCAUCUUCACGGUGAGAAUGCAGCCAUCUCUCGUGGAGUGGUCUUCGCAUGGACUUUUGAGCUCAAGGGAGAUUGCUACGAGUUGCGGUGCUACGGGUUGCUGAAUUCCAAGGCAGUUCACAUCCCCCCCUCUUCAGAUUGGAUCUUCGCUACGAGGAAGAAGCCGCCGGCUCCUCGCAGGAGCAAAUGUCCCUUCUGCAAGGAAAACUUGUUGAAGGAGGAGCGGAAAGACAGCAGUUGGUUGGCUGAGAUCGUCGAAUAUGGCCGCGGUAUGGUUGUUGCUCAAGUCUUCAAUGAGGUGGUUGGACUGCGAGUUUUCUCCUACUUGUGGCAGUGGAAGUGGCCUCACGUAGUGAGUGACCCUGGUUUGAAGGGAGUGGUGCGUGACGUAGAGGCCAGAGAGGAAUCAGUGGAAGAGGCGGUGCAGGAGCUUGCUCAGCAACAGUUGCAAGCAUUGCGCCGACGACAGGAUGUCUACCCGGAGCUGAUCUCACUUGAAAACGAUGACAUCAUUGGAUUCCGAGUUGCUCAUGGCCCUGGUCUCCCUCAUGGACUGACAGAUGCCAACACCUACAGGAUCAGACAGCUCCCGGGUGCAGUGGCUAUGCAGCAGAUGAUGGCAGAUGCUCGCCAUGCUGCCGCGGCCCUUGCGUAUCCUCCAGGAGCCGGACCGCACGUUGCUGCUCCUGCAGCUGCUGCCCCACAGGCAGGAGCUGCUGGAGCGCCGGAUGAGAAUGCUGUUUGGGUUCUGGUUGAGACGGAUGGUGAGCGGCGUCGUGGUGACACAAUCAUGCUGGAUGGGAGUGAGAUGAUUCAAGGUGAGGUUGGUCUCAAGACCUUUGAAGGCAAAUGGGCUGCCAUCAGAAAGCUUCGCAAAGAGGACCUUGAGAAGUAUCCUGGACGAGAAGCUUCAGCCGAUGCUCGUUUGCUUGGAUUAGAAUUCCAAGGGCUUUCCAGGGAACAACGGAUUUGGCGAGAUGUGGCCAAGGAUUGUCAGCAGGAAGCCCUGCAAGACUGGAAUGUGCCUGGGCCCCGCACCUCACAGUGGUGUGUCCAGUACCUCAAUCGAAAGAGUGGUGGGCCUCCAGAUCAUCACAAGUGGUGGGUGUCCACGAAUGGCCUUCAAGCAGAUUCUUGGGGGGUUGCAGAGCAUGAGAACCUCAUGAAGGUCGUGGACCGCCUUGGUCGAUAUGACGGCCUGGACUUAGCCAACUUGGCCGGCGUUGAACUCCUUUUUCGUCGCUUGCAGUUGAUCGAAUACUUCUGGCCAGAGAAAGGGCCUGGUGGAGGUAAAGGGCACGGCAAGGGCAAGGAGCAAAAGGACAAAAAGUCCGAGGAUUUGUCAUAUCGUGCUGAGGCUGCUGUAUUCACUGGAACCCAUCGCGAAUAUGGCGAUGUGAUGAUUUCGCCAGAUCUUUUGGAAUACGUUUCAAAAGAGAUCGAAAAAGAUGCAUCCAUCAUGAAGCAAGUCCGUAAGGGAGCCUUGACAGAGCUUCGGGCCUCGUUGGGCUAUUCUGGGGAACCAGCUAGCCUUGCUAAUUUCCAAAUUGACCGUGUGUCAUUGCCCAGCAUUGCCGGAUCUCCCUCUUCCUUGGAGACCAUUUUGGGCAGUGCUGAGGCUGAGAAGAUGUUGGAAAUAUUGCGCAGUAAGAUUUUAACUUUUGGGGAAGUGGAAGCGAAGCUUAAGGGGAGUAGCCUUAGGAAACCUUACUUUGACCCAUGUCUCCGGAAAGGGGGCACUGAAUACCAGCAGUUUAUCCGUCGUCUCUUGCAAUCCAACCUCAUCGACUUCCGGCUGAGUGUUCGUGAGAAGGCAGGGCUUUUUGUGGUUUGGAAGAAGAGCGGAAAACAGCGACUAGUUGUAGAUGCUCGUCGGUCUAAUUGUUGGUUUGGGUCCCCUUGUCCUGUUAAACUUGCGACUGGUUCUUCCUUUGCACAGAUCGAAGUUGAUCAUGCCGAUCCCAUCGAACUUGCAGGGGUAGACAUCGCUGACGCGUUCUACGGGAUAGAACUCCCGGAUGAGUUUAGAGACCUCUUUGGUUUAGCUCCGCUCACUGCUGAACAGGCAGGUGACCAUGACUCCACGCCGCCUGUGGAAGCUGAGACUGGGAGUCCUCGAGUCCUCGCCACUGAUGCGUCGCACUGGGGUCGUGGGGUGGCCAAGAUGACAAGCACCCAAGAGCAAGUGAGAGCUCAAGCACGGAUUCAAGAUAGGUGGAGAUUCACGAGUGACCAAGAAAGAUUGCUUUUGUCGGGGCAUGAGGCCGAUGAUGUCAUGCACGCCCUCUCUGACGUGGGGGAAGGCCAGUCCCAACAUGACAUGCUCUCUCUUCCUGUGCCUGAGUUAGAUGUGGAAUUUUUGAAUUCUGAGUGGACGCGUGUCGAGAGCAGAGCAUGGGAUCGGCAAGAACACAUUGUAACCUUGGAAGGUCGUGCAUUGGUUUGGGCAGUCCAGCACUUAGCUAGGAGUGGGAAUUUUGGGCUCGCCGACGAGCCGAACUUGCUGGUUGGCACAAGUCGCAAGGCCCAGAAGCUGACCAAGUCGAAUGCCAGGCUGGCUCUGCACGGAGCGCCAAAGCCUCCUCCCCCUUCAAAGAUUCAGACCCGAACCUUCCUGGAAGAAAGGGUCAUCACCAGCACUCGGUUGCAAUCAUACGAGAUGGCUUGGAUGAAGUUAGUAGAGUUUGCAGAGGACCAAGGCUAUCCCAUGACCUGCCUCAAAGAGGUGGAUGCAGCAGCGGCUUGGUGGAUGGACAUGAUGUACUUCGAGGGAGAUGGUGUGUCGGGGGCAAUGACUAUGAUGGCAGCCAUCAAACACAUGAGAACAGAUGUGCCGAAGCUCAGCUUGCUGGUGAGGUGCUCAAGAUCUCUUCGUGCCUUCAAGAAGUUGGCGCCACCCAUGGCCAGAGUCCCACUUCCAUUUCCCAUGUUGGCACAGGUAGUCAAGCACAUUGUCAUCGAGCUGACAGAACCCAUGGUUGGUGUCCACCUGAUUCUGACAUGGAGCUUGUGCUGCCGACCCGGCGAGUCUCUGAAGCUGAAGUGGCGGCAGAUAGUCGCCCCCAAUCAGGUCAAUCGCCGUUGGUCGGUAUUGCUGUCAGAAAGUUCUCCAGUGGAAGGCCAGUCACAGCCCUCGAAGACUCACGAGCUGGACGAAGCAGUGCUGAUCGACCAUCCUUCUCUCUUGUGGUUGGGGGCAAUCCUCAAGCACCUGAAGAAAGGGAAGAGAGCAAGCAUGCCGGUGUUCGAUUUCAAGAUGGCUCAUGUGAGCAGCGGGUUUGGCCAAGCCCUCGACGCAUGUGGUUACCGUCCUCAUGGCGUGCAAAGCGUGUACCAAAUCCGCCAUGGAUCAGCCUCCACCGACAGACUCACCCAACAGAGAUCAAUGGAAGAAUUGAUGAAAAGGGGUCGUUGGCGCAGUCUGAGCAGCCUCCGACGAUACGAACAAGGGGGCCGCAUCAGCCACGUCUUCGGAUGCCUGAGCCCAGAAGAACAGAAAGCCGCCCUCAUGGCCGAAAAGCAGCUUCCAAUUAUUUUGGGCCGUUGCAUUGGAUGCUCCAAGCUCCCAAACGCAGCAUCUUCCUUGAGCUUUUCUCCGGGUCUGGCCGACUAA
This is a messenger RNA of Cladocopium goreaui, 4308 nucleotides long. NCBI's taxonomy places the organism in Eukaryota, Dinophyceae, Suessiales, Symbiodiniaceae. The record is from the annotation of a GenBank genome assembly.